AUGUUCUCAACCACCUCAAUGGUCUUCCGGGCCGGCGCCCGUCGCGUCAUUCGACGAUCCAUGCCCGUCCUCCCUGCCAUGGGCCCCAGCCCAGCCCGAUCCUUCGCCGGCCGACAAAACGCUUUCGUCAUUGCUGGUAUGCGCCAGUCCAUGCAGCAACGACGUGGUUAUGUUGCCGAGACCAACCCUAACCCUCCUCUGGGAAAGAAGAAUGCGACAAACGACAGGCCCUCUCGAAUUGGUCUAAUAGGCGCCCGAGGAUACACUGGUUCAGCGCUUGUUGAGUUGCUCAACGAGCACCCCAACAUCGAACUUGCGCAUGUUUCUUCCCGAGAGCUUGCUGGUCAGCAACUCCAGGGAUACAGCAAGCGCAAGGUUAUCUACGAGACCUUGUCACCCGAGGAUGUUGCUCAGUUGGACGGUGAUGGCAAGGUGGACUGCUGGAUCAUGGCCCUUCCCAACGGUGUCUGCACGCCUUACGUCGACGCUUUGGACGCUAUCAACAGCAAGAGCCUUAUUGUCGAUCUCUCUGCCGAUUACCGAUGGGACGAGAAGUGGACAUACGGUCUUCCCGAGCUUGUUAAGCGUUCCAAGAUUGCUCAGUCCAACCGUAUCUCCAACCCCGGAUGUUACGCUACUGGUGCCCAGAUCGGUCUCAGCGGAGCUCUGGGCUUGAUCGAGGGAACUCCCACAGUUUUUGGUGUCUCAGGAUACUCUGGAGCCGGAUCCAAGCCUAACCCCAGAAACAACGUCGAGGUCCUCAAGGAUGCGAUUAUCCCUUACUCUCUGACCGGACAUAUCCACGAGCGCGAGAUUUCCACACAAUUGAACCACCAGGUUGCUUUCGUCCCUCAUGUUGCUGGAUGGUUCCGAGGUAUCACCUUGACCAUUAACAUCCCUCUGAGCAAGGAGAUGACUUCACGAGAUAUCCGUCAAUUGUACCAGGACCGAUACGCCGGCGAGAAGCUCAUCAAGGUUGUUGGUGAGCCACCAUUGGUGAGCGCCAUCUCUGGACGCCACGGAGUCGAGCUUGGAGGCUUUGCCGUUGACAGCACUGGCAAGCGUGUGGUUAUCGUCGCCACCGUCGACAACCUCGCCAAGGGUGCCGCAACCCAGUGUCUGCAAAACAUGAACCUUGCUCUUGGCUACGACGAGUACGAGGGUAUUCCCGUCAUGUAA
Fusarium coffeatum is the source of this 1179-nucleotide messenger RNA. RefSeq lists its product as uncharacterized. The transcript is spliced from 5 exons. Bases 1 to 1179 code for a protein of 392 amino acids. Lineage: Eukaryota; Fungi; Ascomycota; Sordariomycetes; Hypocreales; Nectriaceae. Gene Ontology annotation, biological process: L-arginine biosynthetic process. Gene Ontology annotation, molecular function: N-acetyl-gamma-glutamyl-phosphate reductase (NADP+) activity; NADP+ binding; protein dimerization activity. The record is from RefSeq and is a predicted model, not a curated record.